Messenger RNA from Metarhizium album ARSEF 1941, 2715 nucleotides. RefSeq names its product MAP kinase kinase kinase Ste11. The transcript has 3 exons. Gene Ontology annotation, molecular function: protein kinase activity; ATP binding; protein binding. Gene Ontology annotation, biological process: protein phosphorylation; signal transduction. The record is from RefSeq and is a predicted model, not a curated record. NCBI's taxonomy places the organism in Eukaryota, Fungi, Ascomycota, Sordariomycetes, Hypocreales, Clavicipitaceae. The coding region runs from base 1 to 2715 and encodes 904 amino acids.
AUGGCCAUGCUUUCGUCAAAAUCGCCGUUCCCGGCCGCCCUCAGCACCUCGAAUCUUCCUCCCGGCUCCAGCCUGCAGUCUGUCUUGUCCACCUCGAGGAGACUGCCCCCGAUGUCGAGCAGCACGCAGAGCUACGCCAGCCCGACCGAGUCUGACCCCUCCGAGGCCGACGACGCCGACUCCGUGAGGCGCUGGGAUGAGGACCGUGUCUGCGAAUACCUUCGAAGCGUCAGCUGCGAGGACUACGAGAAGAUCUUCCGCAAGAACCACAUCAACGGCGAGAACCUCCUAGAAAUGGACAAGGAAGUGCUGAAGGAGAUGGGAAUUGACAAGGUUGGCGAUCGAGUGCGCCUCUUCCUGUGCAUCAAGAAGCUGCGGACCAAGACGUAUGCAAAUCAGAAGCGGCGCAAUCGGGAUUCCUUCUCCGGCCUCGAUGCCUACUCUUCUUUGCCUUCCACCACCCUUGCUGCCCAGACUUCGUCUGUGCCUCGCUCGGCCGCCUCCUCCUCUCUCAACCGUCGAUACUCGCGGCAAGCCGAUGUGCCCGCUCCGCUGGAAACUGCUCGGCAAGCUCGGUUCCCUGCCGGUCUUGGCUACGUUAGCAGCGUCGGCCAGAGCCAGCCUUCACGGCCUCCAGCAGUAACAGCUCCGGACCAUGCCGCUGGCCGCCUGGUACCGACUCAUACGAGAAACAAUUCCAGCAUGGAUGGCUCGCUGAUGGCCGCCCUGCCCCAGGGCCAGGACGUUAUUCGCGUCAUCUCCACCGGCGGCGUCACCAAAGUGGUCAAGAUUGCUGACUGCACCACUUGCGAAGACGUCAUGCGUGUCACCCUCCGCAAGUUUGCUCUGCGCGAGGACCACGAGCGCAACUAUUGCUUCUGGGUCUUGACCGGCAUUGACCCCGACCCGAGUCAGUGCAGACGUCUGGGCGACACCGAGCUGUGGCGCAUCAUCAAGGACAAGCGGCGGCCCGAACGCAACCGCCUGAUUCUGCGGCGCGUGCCCGCCGGCGAGCCCGGAGAGUCGGAGCUGCAGCGCGCUGCUGCCAUCGCCAUGGAGGAGGAGCAGCAAAAGCACACCAAGGCCAUCGAGUCGGUCGACAAGAGAAGCCAGCUCAAGGUCCAGAAGGUCCUGGGGGAGAAGUGGAACGACCAGCUGCAACAGCCUCUGUCUCCCGUCUUCUUCCAGCACCGAGAUCGAUCUCUUGCACACGAAAUCCCCAGGGAUGUGGACAGGACCCAUCCGGCUGAUGACGCUCGAGCUGCGCAACGUCGCAAGGCUGGUCUUCGCCAGUUUGGCGGGCUUCGACCUCCCAGUGAACUCAUCGCCUCUGAUCUGACCUCGUACUUCCCCGACCACCGGCGGGAGGACAUUGACCGGACUGCUCGUCUUUCCAUGAGGCGGUCGACCCGGCUGAGCAAGGUCAACAGUCGACUCAGCGUUGCGAGUAGCAUCAGCCUGGCGUCGAGCGUACAAGACGCCCCUCCAAUCCCGACGAUUGCCGACUCGUGGCUGAGCGGUGCCGCCCACGUCGCCAAGGUCCGAACACGCGACUCCCACGGACGGAUCCCCGGCAUCUACAACAGAGAUUCUUUUGCCUCGUCCACGUUGGGCACCCUCCAAGAAGAAUCAUCACCCCUGGAGCCGGACCGCAAGUCGUACGUGUCCUUUACCGAGAGCGGAGACGACGGCACUGUCGAUCCCACCACUGUCAGCGUCACCGACCCGGACGGCAACACGGCCAUGACGAGCUACUACGAUGGCGAUGGGUCUACGGGGUCGGGCUCCUUCAACGAGUCGAUCCGGCAAGCUCUUUCCAACGACGGCGGUGAACUGGACGAGGAGCUUGAGAGUUUUCUGUCUGGGGACUCGUGGGACGACAACCAGUGGAUGAAGGGAGCUCUUAUCGGCAAGGGCUCGUUCGGCUCGGUCUACCUGGCUCUCCAUGCCGUGACUGGUGAGCUGCUCGCCGUGAAGCAGGUCCAGAUGCCGGCCCCCGGGGCGACUGGCCAGAGCGAGACUCGCAAGAGGGGCAUGAUUGAGGCGCUCAACCGCGAGAUGAACCUGCUCCGUGACCUGCGGCACCCCAACGUUGUGCAGUACCUGGGCUGCAGCUCGUCGUCGGACCGGCUGAACAUCUUCCUCGAGUACGUGCCGGGCGGCUCGGUCCAGACGAUGCUGAACUCGUAUGGCGCGCUGCCCGAGCCUCUGGUGCGGAGUUUUGUCCGUCAGAUCCUGAUGGGCCUGUCGUACCUGCACGGCCGAGACAUUAUUCACCGCGACAUCAAGGGCGCCAACAUCCUCGUGGACAACAAGGGCACCAUCAAGAUUUCCGACUUUGGCAUUUCCAAGAAGCUGGAGCAGUCCAACAUUCUGGGCAACGCCAAGAACAACCGACACCGGCCGUCACUGCAGGGAUCGGUGUUCUGGAUGGCGCCCGAGGUUGUCAAGCAGACAGAGUACACGCUCAAGGCCGACAUUUGGUCGCUCGGCUGCCUGGUGGUGGAGAUGAUGACGGGCAACCACCCUUUCCCCGACUGCAGCCAACUGCAGGCCAUCUUCAAGAUUGGAGGCGGGACGGCAUCCCCGACGAUUCCCGAGCACGCCAGCGAGGAGGCCAAGGCUUUCCUCGGGCAGACGUUUGAGCUCAACCACGACCUGCGACCCAGCGCCGACGAGCUCAUGCUCAGUCCGUUUCUCUCGCACAUGACGUAG